UUUAUUCGUCUCCGCAGCGUCAUCAGCGCUGACGUGGAAACUACGUGCGCGGAGCCGCAGGACGUCCGCGCGCACCGUCAUCAGUGACGACGUAAAAGUUUGGUGACUCGUUAUGGACACGUCGGUAUCGUUUCAGUUCGACAGCAGUUUGAAUGACUCGCUGUCAGAUGAAGAAAACCAGAGUGAAGCCAGUUUAUCUCCUGCUGCCCCUCAGGUGUCUGUGGCAGAGUCACCCGGCGGGACCGUGGUCCAGCUGUCUGACGGUGAGACAGUGGAGGUCCAGAGGUUGAUCCAGGCGCCUCAGACCUCUGUCAUACAGUCACCUCAGGUUAACACUGUACAGAUCGCCACGGCAGCAGAGCUGGAGGAGAACAAGUCAGCCACAGACGCUCAGAAGAGACGGGAGAUUCUCUCCAGGCGUCCAUCCUACCGACAAAUCCUCAAUGAGCUUUCGUCCGAUUCGCCGGCAGUUCCUAAAAUCGAUGAGGAGGAGACAGAGGAGGAGGAAGAGGAGGUGUCGAGCGCAGCCUCAGCCUCCAUCUACCAGACCAGCUCAGGACAA
This is a messenger RNA of Paralichthys olivaceus (Japanese flounder), 562 nucleotides long. NCBI's taxonomy places the organism in Eukaryota, Metazoa, Chordata, Actinopteri, Pleuronectiformes, Paralichthyidae. The record is from RefSeq and is a predicted model, not a curated record.